CUCAGGUUAAGUCCUCCUCUAUAGUUGUGUGUUGAUAUGGCGUGCACGAGGCAAUAGAAACUAAACAGCAAAAUGGAGUAAAUAACAAGAAAAUCACCAUUCAACACACAACUAUUAAGCAAGGAACUGUUGGUGAGCGCUGCCCACUAUUUUCCAGUAUCAUAAGGUGACGUUUGAGGGGUGUGGAGGCUGCGGCGAUGCUCAAAGUGGGCAGCAAGUUCUACACAUUUGAUGAGUUAAGCAGACGGUUGGAGGAAUUUCAAGAAUUAGAACAAGUACAACUUUGGGUGCGCGAUUCCAGGACUGUUGUUGCUGCUGCUAAGAGGGCGCGCCGCAAGUCCCUCAACCCAGCUCUCAAAUAUGCCGAGCUGACCUAUUCAUGUGUCUUCGGUGGGCGGAGACCCUCGGACCAAACAAAGAUACACAAUCAAACAUCAGCAGGAGGUUGCCCAUUCAAGGUCCGUUUGUCGACAUCUAAUGAUGGCCAAGCUCUUGUUGUAAAGGAGAUUUGUCAUGAACACAAUCAUGAACCAGGCAAAAAAUUACAUGAAGAGCCUAGGCGCUUGUACAAAAAGACUCAAAAUCGCACAACUGUGCGAAAGCCCGUCCGUUACAUUGUGAACAAACGUGUGACCAGUAGUACUAACAACAAGACAAAGAGUCGUCUGGACCACACAGAGUCUCAUGUUCAGUUGGGACAGUCUCCGUUCCAUCACCUGCACCUCCACCAACAACAGUAUCAACAACAGCAGCAGCAACUGAAGCUGCAGCUGCAACAACACUUGCAGCAGCAGCAACAGCAGCAGCAGCAGUUGCGGCAGAAGCAAGCAGAGGUGAUUCAGUUGGAUUCCCCUGAUCACUUAGAUACACCUGACCAUCUGAGCUCUCCCGAUCUCUCCACCAACUUUGAUCAGCUGGGUUCACUCAAUAACUCCGUCGAUCAGUACUCGUACCUGCCACCCUCACCCAUCUCUCCGAGCUUGUCUAGCGGCUGUCCGGUUGACUUCGAGGAGGACGAACGCUUAGAGCCCAUCUUGGACCUAGAGGAGGCCCUAGAGGAAGCCCUGGGUGAUCUAGAUAGCGUAGGCAGUAUGGAGGUAGAUGCAAACCUUCGGCUGACCUCGGUAGGGUGUACCACCCCUACCUUGGUCUCGCACGCGGAGGCAGUGUAUGCUGAUGACCAUACAGGUCCACCUCCAGCCAAAAGGCAACGUGGACGUCCCAGGAAACAGUCAUUUACAGGAAGUACGUUUGAUAGUAGUGUGGACAUUCCAGAUCUUGAUUUCAGUCUGAGCGACUUGAUGGACUUUGACGUCUACCUGUUUUAGCCCAGGGACGGUGGUGAGAGGAAAUAUCACCCGUAGCUACAAAGUCUAAGUUCAAACUUGUACAGCUGCCUCUUGUAUGAACUGGACUUCAUAAUAGUUGAUCAAAGCGUAGUAAACUACUGUACCUUUUCUUUUGUAAAUCUUCCUUUCUUUUUCUGUUUUAUAUCAGUUUGUAUGGAACUGAGCUUGAGUUAACAAGGUUUCACUCUAGGGUCAUGGCUAUAUUUUUAGUUCUGGUUCCGUGGUAGUAAUUUACUCAUAAAUAACUGUCACAUGUAAAAUUGCACUUUAAAAUGAGCUGGUUACAAAAAAUACAACCACAAAGCUUUA
Messenger RNA from Homarus americanus (American lobster), 1658 nucleotides. Its product is annotated as putative mediator of RNA polymerase II transcription subunit 12. Bases 198 to 1328 code for a protein of 376 amino acids. Lineage: Eukaryota; Metazoa; Arthropoda; Malacostraca; Decapoda; Nephropidae. The record is from RefSeq and is a predicted model, not a curated record. The transcript is spliced from 6 exons.